ACUGUCUUCUGGAUUGAUUGCGUAGGAUGUUUGGAUCAUUGCAAGACACUUUGACGACACUGAAAGAAUUUUAUUGAUCCCCCAGCACCCAAACGGAUUUUGACUCCAGGUCAUCCCCAUCCGCCUUUCUUUUUUCCUAAAACCCAUCAUCUUCCACUCCAUUUCUACCAAAUGGACCGCUACAGUUCCAGAGUCCCAAAAAUCUUGCUUCAGUCACCUGCUGUUGACUUCAUAGACAACCGCCUCCAAAAGUACCAUCCGGCUUUUGUAAAUCCCCAAUCGCAGUACAGCCCAGUCGCCAACAGCUACGUCUCUGUUGACACACUUACAACGAUGCAAGGACACUAUUCAUCUACAGCGUCGGUUGGCUGUCCAGGCGGGCCUUUCGUUCCCAGGCCAACGACAGCGGACGACGUAAAUUCAAUGGACUUUUGGGAUGACAUUUUCAAUGAUGCUAUGAGCCAAUUCGAGAAUGAGUUUCCUCGAGGUAUUACUACAUCGGCGACAUCUACGCCGAAGGACAAGGGCACCAACAAACAAAAGAAUGUUCAAGAUUAUGGCAUUAGGAAAAAGACAAGUUGGGAUGAAGUCUACGCUCAACUAGACGCUUCCCAAAACCAAUAUGUCUCAGAGGAAGGUCUCAAGAAUUUCCCAAGGAAAGUUUACAGAGCAUUUGGAAGACAUUCGCAUGCGAUCAAACAAGCUGUCAACCUCGUUCCGGACGAGCUUGCUAAGCCCGUCACGGAGGCUGUCAAGAUUGUACUUGAGGCUUUUGAAAUCGCAUCUGAGGCACGAGAAGAGGUUAUUCAGGGAUUCAGUGAUUUGCACCAACCGUUAUCGAGGAUUGAAACUUUGACCGCCAUCUUUAUGCUCGACGAAAAUAUUAGAAAGGCCUCAAUAAACCUCAUUGUCGCCGUAUUCAAUGCAAUUGAGCUUGCAAUUGGUUUCUUCACCAAGAGGACAGUUAUUCGUGGCAUGGCUGCAAUCAUCCAAAACAAACAAUACGCAAGCGAAUUGCGUAAUAGUCUCAGUAAUAUACAAAGCUGCAGCAAAACCCUAAUGGAAGAGGCUGAUCUUUCAAAUAUGUACGGAUCAAAACAGGCCAUGGAGAAUAUAUACCAGCUUUCAACUGACGUUUUGAAUCUGAUCAAACCUCUGCUCGAUGAUUACAGUGCCAAAAAAGCAGACUAUAUUGAACGCAUGGCCUUGGCCUUAUAUAAAGAAAACCAACAGCUGCGAUCUCGAGCGCCGUCUCCUGGACCAAACUCUGGGUAUCCGAUCAGCAAAGAUACCCUUUUGCGGUGCCUCGGCAUUCCAGAUCUUGCAGAUACCGACAUGCUACACAUCACCGAGAGAAAAUGGCAACUGAAAACAACGGAACGGUCACGCGCAGAGCAGAUAGUCAACAAUCACAAGUUCAAGGGCUGGAUAGCAUCUCAGACCUCUGCGAGCCUGCUCGUCCACGGUAACUUUGAGAUGCGGAAUCAGAACGUGUCGGCCUUGUCGCUGUUAUGCUGCACCUUGAUUGAAGCUUUCCGCACACAAGCGCGCUUCAUUUCGCUCGUGUUCUUCUGCGGAAGCCAUCACGACGACGACGAUCCGUUUGCAAGUUGCACGGCAAUGAUCAAGAGCUUGGUUGCACAGCUCCUAUCCCAGCACGAGUUCAACCUGAGAGACCUGCCCUACCAGCAAAAUAGGAUCCAGGAGGGCAACUUCCAGGAACUCUGCUGUUUGUUCGUUUACCUUGUGCGGCAACUGCCGCGGAGUGCGACACUGUUCUGCCUGAUUGAUGGCAUUGUCUACUACGAGCGGGAGGAAUUCUUGGAUGGCAUGCACCUGGCUUUCAACUACUUCUCGCAAAUGAUUGCGGAUCCAGGCAUCGAGGCGACUUUCAAGCUCCUUGCUACUAGUCCUACCAGGACGACUGAUUUACGACAGUACUUCCCCGACGAUUGGAUCUUGUCCAUGUCUUCUCUUCAAACAAGCAAUUUGGGGCCAAGUGAAAUGCGUGUUUGGAGGAAACUUGGCGACAUGGAAGGGGAAUAUUCUCGAGAAGACGAGAGGUUACCGUAG
Molecule: messenger RNA, 2073 nt
Organism: Aplosporella prunicola CBS 121167
Lineage: Eukaryota; Fungi; Ascomycota; Dothideomycetes; Botryosphaeriales; Aplosporellaceae
Exons: 5
Coding region: 172-2073 (633 amino acids)
Source: RefSeq, a predicted model, not a curated record